CGCCCGAGCGCCUCAGUCCGCGGCCCGACAUCACCAGAUAAGCAUCGCAGUGAUCAGUGUGGCGGUGGUGAUCAGUGACACAGUGACGCAGUGACAGUGAUUUGAACGGCCGGCCAGUGAGGUGUCGUAUGAGGGAUGUAUGGAUGGUGGGAUGAGGGGGUGGCGAUGAGGCAGUAUGAGGAACACCCGUCACUCCUCAAACAUCAUCUCGAUCUUGGCUGCCCUCAUUGUGUUGGAUCACGUCAUCAAUUUUAGGGUGAAGUCUUCAGUAGUGGCACUGGGGGCGCACGCCAUCUGUAACCGCGUCCCCGGACUGACUUCGCGCCAGAGGGACAUGUGCAGAGCGGCCCCUGACGCCAUGGUGGCCGUGGGUGACGGUAUACGACUGGCGACCUUGGAGUGUCAACAGCAGUUUAGCAAUCACAGGUGGAACUGCUCUGCUAUUGGCAGAGGAAACUCUUUCGGUCACGUGGUGGUCGUUGGCAGCAAAGAAGCCGCGUUCACAUACGCCGUCAGCAGCGCCGGCGUGGCGUACGCUGUAGCGGCAGCCUGCGCCCGCGGAAACAUCUCUUCCUGCGGCUGUGACCCGCGCCACAAGACGCGGAAGGAGUUGGCGCCUGCCGGCUGGAAGUGGGGCGGCUGCAGCGUGGAUGUCGGCUAUGGCAUGAGGCUGGCACGACGGUUUCUUGACGCUAGAGAGCUGGAGUCUGACGCACGCAGUCUGAUGAACCUGCAUAACAACAAGGCCGGCAGAAAGGCCGUCAGACAGAGUCUAGUGACGGAAUGCAAGUGCCAUGGAGUCUCAGGCUCUUGCACGAUGAAGACUUGUUGGAAAACCCUCCCUCCGUUCCGAGUGAUCGGCGACAACCUGAUGAGGAAGUACUGGAGAGCUAGGCCUGUGGUGGCGCUGCCUUCGCCCAAAGGACUCGUGCUGUCGACGCGGAGAGGGAGGCCAGGACUGUCGGGGACCUCUCCGAAGAAGUCAGACCUGGUAUUUCUGGAGCAGUCCCCCAACUACUGUGAGAGGGAUUUGUCCACAGGGUCGCUUGGUACAGUAGGACGUCUGUGUAACCGCACAUCUACAGGCACUGACGGUUGUGAUCUUCUUUGCUGUGGACGAGGCUACAAUACCCACCAGUUUACAAAGAUCACCCAAUGUCGCUGCAAGUUCCAUUGGUGCUGUUACGUCAAAUGUGACACUUGCAGUGAACGGACUGAACAAUACUCUUGUAAAUAAACUGUUGAGGCAGCUGCAUAAAGAAAUGGCAGUAAGGGUUCUGUAUAAAACGUCGUUCGAAAUUUGUACAGGUUAUAUUGUCAAUAGGUUGACAUUCCAUGCAACAACUGCUAUAUCACUGACGAUAAAAAUGUAUUGUUGAAAGUGUAUGGAUAUCUCAAUGAUUUUUACUAACCGUAAAGUCAAGAUUUUGAAGCUUUAAAAAUUUUUUAAAUAGUGUGUAAAAAUGUAUCCUUGUAUACAAUUUUACCGUGCGAUCAUUGCAACUUGAUACAAACAAUGAACACAGCCUGCAAAAUAUAUGUAAUAUGAGAUAACAAAUUUUAACGCAUUUUUUCUACUCGUUUAACCUAUUUUAAAGAUUUUACGCAAAAUUAUGUUUUACUCCUGACUGUAUAUUCAUUGCCUAACCCUGAUUUGUGACUAUAUAUAACGUUGAAAUGGCUUUGUGUUCUUACGAAAUCUGUUUGUUGUGCAUUAAAAAGAUAUGGACUACGGAAUGUUUAUUCAAUUUUAUUCAGGAGAAGUUUCUAUUAGAAACAAUUUUACGCCUUGAAUGUGAAAGUUUCACGUACAAUAUUAGUUCUUUACUUUUGGUGCUGCAACUGUCACAGAUAAUAAAUGCUACUUGUUAUAAAUCAUGUACUUAUUUGAUGAACAAAAUAAUUGU
Messenger RNA from Macrosteles quadrilineatus (aster leafhopper), 1907 nucleotides. RefSeq names its product protein Wnt-2-like. Gene Ontology annotation, biological process: positive regulation of JNK cascade; cell fate commitment; canonical Wnt signaling pathway. The record is from RefSeq and is a predicted model, not a curated record. The transcript is spliced from 6 exons. Gene Ontology annotation, cellular component: extracellular region. The coding region runs from base 176 to 1237 and encodes 353 amino acids. Lineage: Eukaryota; Metazoa; Arthropoda; Insecta; Hemiptera; Cicadellidae. Gene Ontology annotation, molecular function: cytokine activity; frizzled binding.